GUUUCUACUAAACAGAAAAUAAUAUAUAUUUUCACAUAAGACCAAUCAUUUCUCGACAAUUGACAAUUGAGAAAAGAUCAUUGGAUACUCUCGAGGUAGUCAAUUACCGAGAGAGAUGUACCGAACUUUUCGUGUGACAGCGUAACGCCGUUAACGUCUCAUUAAAAUUCCGUGAAUGACGUCGCUUAAGGGAGGACUUUCCUUGGCGGCGAAACGAUUAAUGCCGCGUAUAACGGUGAUGAAUAAAAAUUCGGAAGCCGCGGUUUACAUCCGUAACACGGGCUCUCCUUCGAUCGACGCCGCUGCAAUUUGCGCGAUCACGUAUCGUAUAUGUAUGUCGUUAUGUACAGAGGGAGAAUACACGCUGAAUACAGGGGGAUACGGUCAGAGGGGGUCGGAAAGGCGUGCAGGAAGCGCUACUGUCAGUUGGAUUGGUGUUUCGAUGCGGCGCGCCGUGCGAUUAUUCGAAAAGGAAGGACCACCUCUGUUCACCAUAUUUGGCAAACUUUCCCUAAUAUGGUAACGUCUACUUCUAAAUAUGGCAGCCGGGGACGCCCUCUCGUCGCGCCGUGUAACAAUGCGCGCGCGCAUUCGCGGCCGAAUAUCACGCCAAUGGACACGCGUGCGUUUCGUUUUGACAGACGAUCCGGACGAUUGGACAUACGAGCGAUUUUUCCACGACGAUUUCGGCGCGGAUCCUCAUCCGUGUACGGCCGUGGCGUUACCGCGGACUAGUUUUCUCACGGCGUCGAGGCGCGAUGGUGGGGGGGGAUGAUCGGCGCGGAUCGCAGCGACACGCGGAGGCAUCUCCGCCGCUAGGCGCACAGGCACGUAGGUCAAGUUACGAUACUCCGCGCGCGCAUUCAGUUCGCGGGGAGCGCUCGUGCGGUGCGCGUUGUUGUCCCGUGUUCCUCUAGAUGAUCGAUCACGUGGUGGACACUGCGACGAGUUCCGCACGCGAUUCCGUCGUGGCCAAGACCCGCCGCCGCCACCGUCGUCGUGGGGAAGGGAUUAAAUGUGCGCGCCGACGCUGCGAUGGACAACCCUAGCGGCGGAAGAGACGGUCGGUACACGAGCCUCGGCUACAUGGGGAUGAUGGGAAGCGACGCCGGAGCGGAGAUUUACGGCCGACCGUCCACCUCGCAGCUCGCGGCUUCUCAGAUGGGCCGCGGGGGCGCCACCAUGAUGGGCGGCGCGGGCGCCGCGACGCCCGGCGUCGGGCCCAUUCAGCAGCGAGGCAUCAAGCGCACCACGUCCGACGUCUGUUACGGGGACGACGGCAAUAACACGCGGCAGCAGCAGGCGCUCUCGCAAGCGCAGAGCAUGUCCGGCAUGACCGGUGACUGCGUGCCCGAUAACCUCGACGAGUCCUUCACGAGCCUCGGCCAGCCCAAGAAGUCACCACCCUCGAACGGCAAGAAGACCAAGGGUCGGGUUAAAAUUAAAAUGGAGUACAUUGACAAUAAGCUCAGGCGGUACACCACGUUCUCCAAGAGGAAGACCGGUAUCAUGAAGAAGGCGUACGAGCUGUCAACGCUGACGGGCACGCAGGUGAUGUUACUUGUGGCGAGCGAGACCGGUCACGUGUAUACAUUCGCGACGCGCAAGCUGCAGCCGAUGAUCACGAGUGAGGCCGGCAAGGCGUUGAUCCAAACUUGCCUCAACAGCCCGGAUCCACCGCCGUCCGGCUCGUCCGGCGACCAGAGGAUGUCGGCCACCGGCUUCGAGGAGACCGAGCUGACGUACAACAUUGCCGACGACGAGCAGAAAGUAAGGCAAUUGGUGUACGGCUCGCCGCACGGUGGCUCGCUGCACGCCGGCUAUCCUGGUGGCGGGCCAGCAGGGGGUGGCCCGAAUACGGGACCCCAUCCGCCGCCACCCCCGCCGCCACCACCGGGCUCGCAGCACGCGCCGCACGCGCAGCACGCGCAGCUCAUAGCGCACGCACACGCAGCAGCGGCGGCAGCGGCGGCUGCCGCCUCGCCGAGCUCGCACCUCGUGCCGUGCUCGAGUCCGGGCCCGAUGCUCGCCGGAGGCCCUUAUCAGCAGUCCUGCCCCUCGCCCCUGCCGCCCCAUCACGCCUAUCAUCCCCACAUGUCGCACUCGCACCCCCAACGGUAGUACGCGCUCGCUCCACGUCGACCUUACGCACUCCGUCCUCCCGUUCACGCCGCAUUUUAUUUUGUAUUAAAUUUCACGGCAUUUUCGACAAGUGUUCCGAGACUCGAUUCCGUUCGUCGAUUCGCCGCGAGUGUACUGGGGAGAGACGACGAGAUCUCGCGCCGAUGCUCUAGUAGGUUCUGUUUGACAGAUCGGACGAAGUUUAUGCAAUUUAUGUUGUGUACAAAGAAAAAUGACGUUUUGUGAAAUAUCGCAUGGCGAUGAUAUAUUAGAUAUAUAUUGGGUUAAAUUUUAAUUAAAUUCCCGUUUUUUUUUGUUUUUGUUUUUUUUUUUUUUAAUAGCGAACUGUUGCUUAAAAUAAUAUCUGAUCGAUUAUCGUAUAAAUAUUCGCACGUUAAGUAUGAGACAUUUAGUUAUUUUUAUAUAAUAUGUUUGAGCAUUGCAAUUUUCGUAGAUAUUAAUUUUUAAUAAUUAAAUUUAUUCUACUCUUUUUUCUCUCUCUCGAGAAAUGGUGCAUAAUUAUUUUAGCGCGUGCCGACGCAAUGGCCUUUAAGAUAUUGAAUUUCAGACACCGUAUAUCAUUGACGUAAUUUUCAUUUGGUCGUAGGCAAUGAUAGAAAUCAAGAUGCUUUGAAUUAGUUCGAAUAUGUUAUAAAAAACUCGAAUAAUUAUUAUAAUUAAUUGAAUUAUAAAUAAUUGAAUGCCCGUUAGCGAUGUAGAAUCAUGGUAUUUAUCGAAUUAUAACAGAUGGACGCGAAAUCGUUUCUCUUGCACGAUCAAAUAUUUUUCAAUAUCGGUCGCUCAUAUCUACGACCGAUUCCACGCGCGCAAAAAUCUAGUCCAAUCUCUCGACAUAUUUUUACUUAAAUAUAUAUAUAUAUAUAUAUAUAUAUAUAUAUAUAACAUAUAUGUAUAUACAUAUAUCCUUCUUUAUUUUGCAUCUACAUAUAACGGUGAACUCCUCGAUAAAGUAUUCCGCGCCUCGCACGACUUUGCGUGCGGCGAAACGCGGAAGGAUUGGAAACGCGCGUUGAGAUGCGAAGAGAUGAGUAAUUUUUCCGAGAUUAAGCGUAAUGAACGCAAGUUCGUCAUUAGCGUCUCCAAGAGUGAAUCGUAGCCGGAUCUCAUCGGUAGAUCUCGAGCAGAUUGUAAGAUCCGACGCGAUAUUCUAUUUCGUUAAAUUCGUAUUGCGCUCUAGGCAAAGCUCUCUCCAAAGCUCGGCGGCUAGAUAAAGGACGAUAUAUAUCCGCGGGAGUCAAUAUAGAUAUGAUAGAAAGAUAUUCGAAAUAGCGAGGAAAGAUAUUAUUAAUUAAUUAAUUAUCUCUUAGUACAUUAAACAUAUAUAUAUAUAUAUAUAUAUAUAUAUAAAGCGUAGCAUCGUGUAUGAUGAAUACUCGGUGAAUAAUAAUAGAGUACCGAAUACACUCUGUUAGCGCUCAUUCGUCCAGCAGCUCUCUCUUUUUCUUUCGCGUUUUUUCUCCUAUUUAAUUUAAAUCGUAUUUAUUGACAUCGGUAUUUUCUUAUUUAUUAGGGAAAAGCAGCGUGUAUGCGCACACAUUGUAACUAUAAGUCGUAACGGAUGUCGGUACCCUUUUUCAUAUCGUGUACCUUAUUUUGUGUUUGCGACUCGAUGAGGAAGAUAGAGGCUCUUCUCUAUCUCGAAGAAGCGAAAAUCUUCGCUUUCUCUCUCUCUCUCUCUCUCUCUCUCUCUCUCUUUCGAGAAAUCGUCCUGCGACGAUUAUGUUCUAUGUAUCGGAUCGGUGGCGUGGGCGCGAGUCCGGGCGAAUCCGGCGAUGCACGCUUAUAAUUAGUAUUGUUGCGCAUUUUCUCUUCUCUCUUUUUUUUUUAUUAGCAUAUCGUUGUGUCUCGUCCAUUGUUUCUUUUUUUCUGUAUAAUGUGUUGUGUACCGCUACUGGCAUGCGUAGUUUUAUUUGGAGAUUGUUUUCUCUCGUAGAAUAAGUAGUUAGCGUUUAGAUUACCUUUUUAAUUUAAUCCACCCUUUCUCCCCUCUAUUCCUUCCCUCCUCUCCUCGUUUCCUUCAUGCAGCGACACCAUCGGCAUUGUGCAUGCGUAUGUGUAUGUAUUGUUUGUUGAUUUCUAUAUUUUAUCGUGUACUGGAAAAAAAGACCCGAAGGAGAUAAAAAAGUAAGGAAAAAAUAAAGAACGGGAAUGUGAACAACCUCCCGAAAGAGUGGGGCCUCAGGCUUCGCGAUGAUCAAAUAGAUGUAUAGAAAAAAAAAAAAAAUAAUGUAAUCUAUUCCCGUGCGCGUCGGCAUGCAGAGAGUACAAACAAUAAUAAUAUUAAUUAUAUAAUUUUUAACGAUAUCUGCGAAUAAUGCGGCUUUCACAAUGAAUUAGUCUUAUCUAUAUGUUAUUGUUAGUAUUUGUGUACAUAUAGAGCAUAUAGCGACUCUGUACAAUACUGUGAUAAUAUUUAUAUAUUUUUACGUCUGUACAUGGCACAGAUACACACACACACAGAGACACGCGCAUAUAUACCUUCUCGACUUUGACAAUAUAGUCCCUGUAGUCGUUCGAA
Molecule: messenger RNA, 4660 nt
Organism: Cataglyphis hispanica
Lineage: Eukaryota; Metazoa; Arthropoda; Insecta; Hymenoptera; Formicidae
Product: serum response factor
Exons: 2
Coding region: 1036-2121 (361 amino acids)
Biological process (GO): positive regulation of transcription by RNA polymerase II
Molecular function (GO): DNA-binding transcription factor activity, RNA polymerase II-specific; protein dimerization activity; RNA polymerase II cis-regulatory region sequence-specific DNA binding
Source: RefSeq, a predicted model, not a curated record